GGCUCUAGGUUCACAGCCGGCUCAACCCAAAAAAAUCGAGAGUCUUCUCUCUCUAAACCACAGCCAGCUCUAGGUUCACCAGCCGGCUUAACCUGCAGACGACCCGACUCGGACCCGCUCUUCAGCCGGCUCUGCAAUUAUAGUCGGCUCUCCUGCAAAUUUUUAAGGCUCGGGUUUCUCUCUCUCCUCGCACAAACCAGUCAGAUCUGUUUCAUUUUCUCACCCAAACCCACGACCUCUCCUCUCCCAAAACUCGCCAUUCACUCUCCCAAACACCCAAAUCCUUCCAAAUCUCCAAAACCCAUCCCUUAAACACUCAAAUACCAUCAAAUCCUUGCCUACCCAACACAAAACCUCAAGCUUUUCACUUAAAUUUGUGUGGGAUCUGUUGUAUUUUUGGUGUGGCUGGUAUUUUUGUUGAGAUUUCUCUCUCAUGGCUUCAAGAAGGGGCGGAAGCAAGAGGAAACAGAUUGAGAGUUCUAGUGCCGGUGGCCAAGCCCAAGAAGAAGGUAACCUCGUUGAUAAUGCUCUGUUUGUGGAUGAUGAUGCCAUUAAUCGCUAUAAUUUUUUCAAAAACUUGGCUGUGCUACCAUGCAAUUGUGUGAAAUUCAGUCAACUUCCUCAAGGAGAUAUGCGUGAUAUACCUGAAGGACGAGAUGAUGAGUUUCUAGAUGUGAAUCAUGCUUUAGUUAGAGCCACAAUUGCCCCCAAUUGCACUAAAAAUCAAAUUAAAGUGGGGUUUCUUACACCAGAGAAUAGAGCAUUGCAGUGGAUUAUAUCUCGCAUUAUUGCUCAGAGGAAGGGUUCUAAAUCUUAUGUUCUUGCUAGUGAUCUUCCCUGGUUUGACUAUCUUCUUAACAGAAAAAGGGUGAACCUAGGAAGAUACAUUUUUCGGAGCAUAAUCAAGCCUUACUCACCAACUACGGGACUUCCUCAUGGUGCUUUAAUUACCAGAUUGGCGAAGAGGAACAAUAUUGAUCUUACCUUCUUUAGGUUCGGAACGGUUCCUGGUGGGACUACAUUUACCAAAGCCUCUUUUGAGAAAAUGGACUGUUUGUUUAGAAAUGGCAUUUGGAUAAAGAAAGGGGAACAAGAAGGGGAUGAAGAAGAAGGUGAUACAGAUCAAGAAAUGGCAGAACAAGGGGCAGAAGAACAUGAAGAUGAUAACCCAAGACCAUUUUGAGCCUCCAUGCAAAGAACUAACCGUGCAACCAUGGAGUUAAUGAUAUCUGAGAUGCAGCAGCUGCACACCGACUUUUAUGGUUUUCGGACAGAAAUGAGAGGGAGAAUGACUAACGUGGAAGGAAAGCUGAUUAACGUGGAAGGAAAGCUUGAUCGGCUUGUUAACCAUUUUUUUUGUCCACCCCCACCUGAUGUCACCUAACUUGAUAUUUCUUUAGUUUGGCUAAUCUUUAGGAUGGACAUCUUAGGGUUAUGCAUUUUAUGUUUUAUUUGACUAUGGAUAUGUCUUGAACCUUUUUAUCUUGUUUUAUGAUUGGAAAUGGCAUCACUUGUGUUAUCAUGCUUUGUGAAUGGUUGUUUAUGAUUUUGAUGAUAAUAUGCUCUUAUUGAGGGGGAGUUUAUUAGUUGAUGAGUGUAUUCAUAACUUUGGUUGUCUAUGGUGUUAUAUUGAUGAUUAUAUUCAUAUUCUUGAUGCUUUAAAGGAAAAAUAGAGCUUUAGCUUUUAGAAAGGUGAAAAAGUGAGUGGAAAGUAAGUAAAAAGGGAGUUUAUGAAAAGUUUGGAUUUAAAACUUUUGAACUUUUACUGUUUAAGAGCUUUUUGAGGUUAAAAAAAUAUUUAAAAGUGUAAGUUUUUAAGAGGAAAAUUUAAAUUCAUGAAACAUGAAUAGUGUCCAGAAGCUGAAGCUCCUAGGAGCCACACCAAACAGGCCCUAAAUCUUUGAGAG
Molecule: messenger RNA, 1907 nt
Organism: Rubroshorea leprosula
Lineage: Eukaryota; Viridiplantae; Streptophyta; Magnoliopsida; Malvales; Dipterocarpaceae
Source: the annotation of a GenBank genome assembly